Molecule: messenger RNA, 608 nt
Organism: Suillus plorans
Lineage: Eukaryota; Fungi; Basidiomycota; Agaricomycetes; Boletales; Suillaceae
Exons: 3
Coding region: 75-590 (171 amino acids)
Molecular function (GO): protein dimerization activity
Source: RefSeq, a predicted model, not a curated record
UCACUGUGAUUCAUUCCUCUGUCGAGCAAGCACACUGUAUAUCCUCGUUCCCUCCAAAUUCGGGGGCUUUUGACAUGAUGCACGACGAUACCAAAGACCAUGCAUACAGGCAGAACAAAUCCACGCAGCAAAAGCAAUACAGAGACAGGGAGACCGACGGCUUUGCAGAGCUUCGCGAGGCCAUUCGCGAAUCGACAGAUGAUCAGGAAGCCCCAAAAACAAAAUACGAGACGUUAUCAAAAGCUGCACAACAUAUCCGGCAGCUUAACCUGAUGAAUCUGAAGCUGCAGCAGCAACUUUACAUGUUUAAAUCAUCUCGGACAAACGGCGAGGGCCAUAUGGUGACACAAAUGCGGGUACCUGACAUGUCCUUGCACUGGAAUGGUGAUGUCAAGUCGGCUUUCACGCACCGGACGACACAAAUCGUAUCGCAAAACACACUGCACGAUUUUUACAUCGGUAUGAGCCCUGGUGUGUGCGAUGCUGCCAUGCUGGAGGGCAUGCGGGACCAGACGAGUACCGUCCCACGAUACAGUAACAGCUUGAAUCAGAUCGACCAGUAUACGUCCUUUGGAUACCCCUCGAACUAGCCUGCGUCUCGCAUCUCC